Messenger RNA from Heterocephalus glaber (naked mole-rat), 13487 nucleotides. The record is from RefSeq and is a predicted model, not a curated record. NCBI's taxonomy places the organism in Eukaryota, Metazoa, Chordata, Mammalia, Rodentia, Bathyergidae.
GCCUGGGUCCGCGAAGGGGGAGGAAGGGGUGGUGUUCCUGGUUUCCUGGGUUACCUGAGGGGGCGGGGGUGGGGAGAGCACGGCGGCGGCAGCGGCCGCAACACGGGAUUCUCCUGGUGAGAGAGCGCGCGGCGGCCACAGAGAAGGUGAAGCUUUAUUCUACUUUAUGAACCCAAAUUAUAAAGACUAAAUGUUACAAAAGUGUUGAAAGACUGCUCGGUCAUGAGCACCAACAGUAACUCACUGGCACGUGAAUUUCUGACUGAUGUCAACCGGCUUUGCAAUGCAGUGGUCCGGAGGGUGGAGGCCAGGGAAGAGGAGGAGGAGGAGACACACAUGGCAACCCUUGGACAGUACCUUGUCCAUGGGCGAGGAUUUCUGUUACUUACCAAGCUGAAUUCUAUCAUUGACCAGGCGUUGACAUGCAGAGAAGAACUCUUGACUCUUCUUCUGUCGCUCCUUCCCCUGGUAUGGAAGAUACCGGUUCAGGAACAGCAGGCAACGGAUUUUAAUCUGCCAUUGUCAUCCAAUAUAAUCCUGACCAAAGAAAAGAACUCAAGUUCACAAAGACCUGCUCAGGAAAAAUUAUAUUUGGGAGGAAGUGCCCCAUCUAAUCAGGUUUCUACAAAAAUAAACAUCUUUCGAAAAGGCAGACGACAGCGUAAAAGCACCCAUCGUUAUUCCGUAAGAGAUGCAAGAAAGACACAGCUCUCCACGUCAGAUUCGGAAGGCAAUUCAGAUGAGAAAAGUACAACCGUGAAUAAGCCCAGAAGGCCCCAUGUACUUCAGCAUUUUGUAACACAGUCUUCUAAAGAAGCCCCCCUCACAGCUAAACUCGACCCCUCUGCAACAAAAGAGCCGGCUUCUCCUGACAUGAUGGCUUUGGAAAACUCCAGAGAGAUUAUCCCAAGACAGGAGUCAAAUGCUGACAUUUUAAGUGAACCAGCUGCCUUGUCUAUUCUCAGUAGCAUGAAUAACUCUCCAUUUGACUUAUGUCAUGUUCUGUUAUCUUUAUUGGAAAAAGUUUGUAAGUUUGACAUUAUGUUGAAUCAUAAUUCUGCCCUGGCAGCCAGUGUAGUACCCACACUGACUGAAUUCCUAGCAAGCUUUGGGGACUGCUGCAACCUAAGCGACAGCUUGGAGAGUCGAGUGGUUUCUGCAGGUUGGACUGAAGAACCAAUGGCUUUGGUUCAGCGGAUGCUCUUUCGAACAGUGUUGCAUCUUAUGUCAGUAGAUAUCAGUACCACAGAGGUGAUGCCAGAGAGUCUUAGAAAGAAUUUAACUGAAUUGCUUAGGGCAGCUUUAAAAAUCAGAUCUUGCUUAGAAAAGCAGCCUGACCCCUUUGCACCAAGACAAAAGAAAACACUACAGGAAGUCCAGGAAGGCUUUGUGUUUUCACAGCAUCGGCACAGGGCCCUUCUUUUACCUGAGCUUUUGGAAGGGGUUCUACAAAUCCUGAUCUGUUGUCUUCAAAGUGCAGCUUCAAAUCCCUUCUACUGCAGUCAAGCCAUGGAUUUGGUUCAAGAAUUCGUUCAGCACCAAGGAUUUAAUCUAUUUGAAGCAGCAGUUCUUCAGAUGGAAUGGCUGGUUUCAAGAGAUGGAGUUCCUCCUGAGGCCUCAGAACAUUUGAAAGCCCUAAUAAAUAGUGUGAUGAAAAUCAUGAGUACUGUCAAAAAAGUGAAAUCAGAGCAACUUCAUCACUCAGUGUGUACAAGAAAAAGGCAUAGACGCUGUGAAUAUUCUCACUUUAUGCAUCAUCACAGAGAUCUCUCAGGUCUUCUGGUUUCAGCUUUUAAAAACCAAGUUUCCAAAAACCCGUUUGAAGAGACUGCAGAUGGAGAUGUUCAUUACCCUGAGCGGUGCUGCUGCAUUGCAGUAUGUGCACAUCAGUGCUUGCGCCUGCUACAGCAAGCUUCCUUGAGCAGCACCUGUGUCCAGAUUCUGGCAGGUGUGCACAGUGUUGGCAUAUGCUGCUGUAUGGACCCCAAAUCUGUAAUCAUCCCUUUGCUUCAUGCUUUUAAAUUGCCAACACUGAAAAAUUUUCAGCAGCAUAUAUUGAAUAUCCUUAACAAACUUAUUUUGGAUCAAUUAGGAGGAGCCGAGAUAUCUCAGAAAAUUAAAAAAGCAGCUUGCAACAUUUGCACUGUUGACUCUGACCAGCUGGCUAAGCUAGAAGGGACCCUACAGGGCAACUCAUGUGGUGCUGAACCUCACUCAAGUUUAUCCAGUCCUUCUUACAGAUGUCAAGGGAUCCUACCAAGCAGUGGGGCUGAAGACCUUUUGUGGAAAUGGGAUGCAUUAGAGGCUUAUCAGGACUUUGUUUUUGAAGAAGACAGAUUAUAUAACAUACAGAUUGCAAAUCACAUUUGCAAUUUAAUCCAGAAAGGCAAUGUAGUUGUUCAGUGGAAAUUGUAUAAUUAUAUAUUUAAUCCUGUGCUCCAAAGAGGAGUUGAAUUAGCACAUCAUUGUCAACACCUGAGCAUUACUUCAGCACGAACUCAUAUGUGUAGCCAUCCGAAACAGUGUUUGCCUCAGGAAGUGCUGCAAAUCUAUUUAAAAACUCUGCCUAUCCUACUUAAAUCCAGGGUAAUAAGAGAUUUGUUUUUAAGUUGUAAUGGAGUAAAUCAAAUAAUUGAAUUAAAUUACUUAGAUGGUAUUCGAAGUCAUUCCCUAAAAGCAUUUGAAACACUGAUCAUCAGUCUAGGAGAACCACAGAAAGAUGCUUCAAUUCCAGGGGUUGAUGGACUAGAUGUUGAACAGAAAGAACCAUCAUCUUCAAAUGUAGGUCUUCCUUUUAAUAACCAGCAAGCUUAUUCAAGUUCUCCUCAGAGCCUCAGCAAAUUUUAUGCCAGUCUCAAAGAAGCUUAUUCAAAGAAACGGAAGACUGGUCACCAGGAUGUGCAUAUCAACACCAUAAACCUCUUCCUCUGUGUGGCAUUUUUUUGUGUAAGUAAAGAAGCAGAGUCUGAUAGGGAGUCGGCCAAUGAGUCAGAAGACACUUCUGGCUAUGACAGUACAGCCAGCGAGCCACUGAGUCAUGUGCUGCCAUGUUUGUCUCUUGAAAGCCUUGUCCUCCCAUCUCCAGAAUGUAUGCACCAGGCAGCAGAUGUGUGGUCUAUGUGUCAUUGGAUCUACAUGUUAAGCUCAGUCUUCCAGAAACAGUUCCAUAGUCUUGGUGGUUUCCGAGUGUGCCAUAAAUUAAUACUUAUGAUAAUACAGAAACUAUUGAGAAAUCAUGAAGAUGAGCAAGGAAGAAAGCAGGAAGAUAUGAAUGCAAAUGAAAACCAAGACUUAACCAGAACUUGUCACCCUGAGACAGCUAUGAAGGAAGAGUUAUCAUCUUUGACUCUAAAAAGUGACUCCACACUAUCAGAAUCGGGAAGUCUAAAGAAGACUGCCGACAGUUUAAGUAAACUAGAGUCACUGCCUAUUUCUUCCAUAAAUGUGGAGCAAAUUUUAACCUCUGGAGCUGUUCCUGAGGAAGCAAAGCAAUUUACAAAUCGAGAAAGUGAGACCUCGCUUCAUGGCAUACGACUUUUGGAAGCUCUUCUGGCCAUUUGUCUUCAUAGUGCCAGAACCAGUCAACAGAAGAUGGAAUUGGAGUUACCCAAUCAGAACUUAUCUGUGGAAAAUAUAUUAUGUGAAAUGAGGGACCAUCUUUCACAGUCAAAAGUGACUGAAACAGAAUUAGCAAAGCCUUUGUUUGAUGCCCUGCUUCGAGUUGCCCUGGGGCAACAUUCAACAGAUUUUGAACAUAAUGAUGCUAUGACUGAGAAGAGUCAUCAAUCUGAGGAAGAAUUAUCAUCCCAGCCUGGAGAUUUUUCAGAAGAAGCAGAGGAUUCUCAAUGUUGUAGUUUUAAACUUUUGGUUGAAGAAGGAGGUUAUGAAGCAGAUAGUGAAAGCAAUCCUGAGGAUGGUGAAACCCGGGAAGAUGGGCUGGAUUUAAAGCUUGAAACAGAAGGCUUCAGUACAACAGUCAGUCCAAAUGACUUACUUGAAAACCUUACUCAAGGAGAAAUAAUAUAUCCUGAGAUUUGUAUGCUGGAAUUAAAUUUGCUUUCUAAUAGUAAAGCUAAACUUGAUGUGCUUGCUCAUGUAUUUGAGAGUUUUUUGAAAAUUGUCAGGCAGAAAGAAAAGAAUGUUUUUCUGCUCUUGGAACAGGGAAUUGUGAAAAAUCUUUUAGGAGGGUUCUUGAGUAUUUUAAUACAAGCUGAUUCUGAUUUUCAAGUGUGCCAGAAAGUGUUGGUGGAUCUCUUGGUAUUUUUGAUGAGUUCAAGAACAUGUUCAGAAGAGUUAACCCUUCUUUUGAGGAUAUUUCUGGAGAAAUCUCCUUGUACAGAAAUUCUUCUUCUGGGUAUUUUGAAAAUUAUUGAAAGUGAUGUUACUAUGAGCCCUUCACAGUAUUUAACUUUUCCUUUGCUGCAUACUCCAAGUUUAAGCAACAAUGUCUCAUCACAAAAAUGUCCUGGGAUUCUAAAUAGUAAGGCCUUGGGCUUAUUGAGAAGAGCACGAAUUUCACGGGCCAGGAAAGGGGCUGAUAGAGAGAAUUUUCCCCACCGGCUUCUUUCCUCUUGGCACAUAGCCCCAGUCCACUUGCCAUUGCUGGGGCAGAACUGCUGGCCACACCUGUCAGAAGGUUUCAGUGUCUCACUGUGGUUUAAUGUGGAGUACAUCCACGAAUCUGAAGGUGGUACAGAAAAAAGAAAGAAGAUAAAGCAAAGAAACAAAUCAUUAAUUUUACAAGGCAGCAGUUUUGAUGGAUCAGGGAGUGACAGACCAGAGGGUACAGAGUACAUAAAUCCUGGUGAAAGGCUCAUAGAAGAAGGCUGUCUUCAUUUAAUUUCACUGGGAUCCAAAGCAUUGAUGAUUCAAGUGUGGGCUGAUCCACAUAAUGGCACUUUUAUCUUUCGUAUGUGUACGGAUUCAAAUGAUGACAUGAAAGCUGUUUUACUAGCACAGGUUGAAUCACAGGAGAAUAUUUUCCUCCCAACCAAAUGGCAACAUUUAGUACUCACCUACUUACAACAACCCCAAGGAAAAAAGAAUGUCCAUGGCAAAAUCUCCAUAUGGGUCUCUGGACAGAGGAGGCCUGAUGUCACUUUGGAUUUUACACUUCCAAGAAAAACAAGUUUAUCAUCUGAUAGCAAUAAAACAUUUUGCAUGAUCGGCCAUUGUUUAUCAUCCCAAGAAGAAUUUUUCCAAUUGGCUGGAAAAUGGGACCUGGGAAAUUUGCUCCUCUUUAAUGGAGCUAAGAUUGGUUCACAAGAGGCCUUUUAUCUGUAUGCUUGUGGACCCAAUUAUACAUCUAUAAUGCCAUGUAAAUAUGGUAAGCCUGUGAAUGACUACUCCAAAUAUAUAAAUAAGGACAUUUUGCGAUGUGAACAGAUCAGAGAACUUUUUAUGACCAAGAAAGAUGUGGACAUUGGCCUCUUAAUUGAAAGUCUUUCAAUUGUUUAUACAACGUACCUUCCUACACAGUAUACCAUCUAUGAGCCAGUGAUUAGACUCAAGAGUCACGUGAAAACACAGCUCUCUCAAAGACCCUUCAGCUCAAAAGAAGUUCAGAGCAUCUUACUAGAACCUCCCCAUCUAAAGAGCCUCCAGCCUACAGAAUGUAAUACUAUUCAAGGAAUUCUGCAUGAGAUUGGUGGAACUGGUACAUUUGUCUUUCUCUUUGCCAGGGUUGUUGAACUCAGUGGCUGUGAAGAAACUCAGGCACUAGCACUACGAGUUAUACUCUCUUUAAUUAAAUACAACCAACAGAGAAUGCAUGAAUUAGACACUUGCAAUGGACUUUCCAUGAUUCAUCAGGUGUUGAUCAAACAAAAAUGCAUUGUUGGCUUUCACAUUUUGAAGACCCUUCUUGAGGGUUGCUGUAGAGAAGAGAUUAUUUAUAUCAAUGAGAAUGGAGAGUUUAAGUUGGAUGUAGAGUCUAAUGCUAUAAUCCAAGAUGUUAAACUGUUAGAAGAGCUGCUGCUUGACUGGAAGAUAUGGAAUAAAGCACAGCAAGGUGUGUGGGAAACUCUGCUAGCAGCUCUGGAAGUCCUCAUUCGAGUGGAGCACCAUCAGCAGUGGUUUAAUAUUAAGCAGUUACUGAACGCUCAAGCAGUUCAUCAUUUCCUACUGACUUGUCAGGUUUUGCAGGAACAUAAAGAGGGGCAGCUUACAUCCAUGCCCCGAGAGGUUUGUAGAUCAUUUGUGAAAAUUAUUGCAGAAGUCCUUGGAUCUCCUCCAGAUUUGGAAUUAUUGACAGUUAUCUUCAAUUUCCUUUUAGCAGUUCACCCUCCUACUAAUACUUACGUUUGUCACAACCCCACAAACUUCUACUUUUCUUUGCACAUAGAUGGUAAGAUCUUUCAGGAGAAAAUGCAAUCAAUCAUGUACCUGCGGCAUUCCAGCAGCAGAGGACAAUCCCUCAACAGUCCUGGUUUCAUGGUUAUAAGUCCAUCUGGUUUUACUGCUUCACCUCCUGAAGGAAGCAGUUUCUCCAAUAUUAUUCCACCAGGGAUGGCUGCCCACAUGCUACGUUCUAGAAGCCUACCAGCAUUUCCUACUUCACCACUAAUGCAGCCACGAAAAUUGACUGGAAGUUUGGGUUGCAGUACUGACAAGUUACAAAACAUUGUAGAUACUUAUGUUCCUACCCAAGCAGAGAAACAGAAUCGUUUGGGGAGCUCUGACAUGCUGCAAGCAAGCAAAGAGGAUGCAUUCAUCAGUAGCUGUGAGUCUGCAAAAGCUAUUUGUGAACCAGAAGCUAUUUCUACAGCCCAAAUCUCUGCCAAUGGUGUUCCAAAAGGAGCACUGGGAUUUCCCAUGGGGAGAGUAGAUCAUAAAGACUUGGAAGCAGAACCCAGAUCAGAUGAUGACAGUCCUGGGGACGAAUCCUGUCUGCGCCGACCUGAUAACCUAAAGGGACUGGCCUCGUUCCAGCAAAGCCACAGCACGAUUGCGAGUUUGGGGCUAGCUUUCCCUUCACAGAAUGGAGCUGCAGCCUUGGGCCACUGGCCCAGUCUUGUUGAUAGGAGCACUGAUGAUUGGGAAAACUUAGCCUUUCCUCUUGGUUACAAGCCCAACUAUAACAGAGCUACAAGUGCUCACAGUGUCACUGAAGACUGCUUGGUACCUAUAUGCUGUGGAUUAUAUGAACUCUUAAGUGGUAUUCUCCUCAUCCUGCCUGAUAUUAUGCUGGAAGAUGUAAUGGAGAAGCUUAUUCAAGCAGAUACACUCUUAGUCCUCGUCAAUCAUCCAUCACCACCCAUACAACAAGAAGUUAUUAAACUAUUACAUGCAUAUUUUAAUAGAGCAUCUAAGGAGCAAAAAGAUAAAUUUCUGAAGAAUCGUGGCUUUUCCUUGCUAGCCAACCAGUUGUAUCUUCAUCGGGGAACUCGGGAAUUGUUAGACUGCUUCAUUGAAAUGUUCUUUGGUCGACGUAUUGGCCUUGAUGAAGAAUUUGAUCUGGAAGAUGUGAAAACCAUGGGACUUUUUCAGAAGUGGUCUGCCAUUCCUAUCCUGGGACUAAUAGAAACCUCCCUAUAUGACAACAUACUCUUGCAUAAUGCUCUAUUACUUCUGAUCCAGAUUUUAAAUUCUUGUUCUAAGGUAGCAGACAUGUUGUUGGAUAAUGGUCUACUAUAUGUGUUAUGUAAUACAGUAGCAGCCCUGAAUGGAUUAGAAAAGAACAUUCCUUUGAAUGAAUACAAAUUACUUGCAUGUGAUAUACAGCAACUUUUCAUAGCAGUUACAAUUCAUGCUUGCAGUUCCUCGGGCUCACAAUAUUUUAGAGUUAUUGAAGAUCUAAUUGUACUCCUUGGAUAUCUUCAAAAUAGCAAAAACAAGAAAACACAAAGUAUGGCUCUUGCCCUGCAGCUUAGAGUUCUCCAUGCUGCUCUAGAAUUUAUAAGGAGCACAGCAAAUCAUGACUCUGAAAACCUUGAAGAUACAAUACAGUCACCUUCUGCUCCCCACCAUGCAGUAUUUCAAAAGCGGAAAAGCAUUGCUGGUCCUCGAAAAUUUUCCCUGGUCCAAACUGAAUCUCUUAUGAUGAAAAUGCGUUCAGUGGCCAGUGAUGAACUCCACACCAUGAUGCAGAGGAGAAUGAGCCAGGAGAACCCCAGCCAGGCCACUGAUGCAGAGCUUACACAGAGAUUGCAGAGGCUCACAGUCUUGGCAGUCAACAGGAUUAUUUAUCAAGAGUUUAAUUCAGACAUUAUUGACAUUUUGGGAACUCCAGAAAAUACAACUCAAAGCAAGACCUCAGUGUUCCAGACUGAAAUUUCUGAGGAAAAUAUUCAUCACAAACAGCCUUCUGUUUUUAAUCCAUUUCAGAAAGAAAUGUUCAAAUAUCUGAUAGAAGGAUUCAAAGUGUGUAUUGGUUCAAGUAAAACCAGUGGUUCUAAGCAGCAGUGGACUAAAAUUCUUUGGUCUUGUAAGGAAACAUUUCGAAUGCAACUUGGGAGACUACUUGUACAUAUUUUGUCACCAGCCCACACUGUACAAGAGAGAAAGGAAAUAUUUGAAAUACUGUGUGAACCUAAUCAUCAGGAAAUACUGCGAGACUGUCUUAGCCAAUCCCUGCAACAUGGAGCCAAGUUAGUAUUGUAUCUGUCAGAGUUGAUACAUAAUCAUGAGGAUGAGCUGACUGAAGAAGAACUGGGCACAGCAGACCUGCUUAUGAUCGCUCUAAAACUGUGUGGUCUCAAAUACAUCCCACCCAGUGUAUCCUCAAAACCAGACCUUGUCAGCAUGAUCAAAGAGGAACAAAAGAAAUAUGAAGCUGAAGAAAGUGGGAGUAAAGCCUCUUGGCAGAAAACAGUGAAUAAUAAUCAACAAAGUCUCUUUCAGCGUCUUGACUCAAAAUCAAAGGAUAUAUCUAAAAUAGCUGCAGACAUCACCCAGGCAGUGUCUCUCUCCCAGGGAAUAGAAAGAAAAAAAGUGAUCCAGCACAUCAGAGGAAUGUACAAAGUGGACCUGAGCGCCAGCAGACAUUGGCAGGAACUCAUUCAGCAGCUGACACACGAUCGAGCAGUCUGGCAUGACCCCAUCUACUACCCAACCUCCUGGCAGUUGGAUCCAACAGAAGGCCCAAACCGAGAGAGAAGACGUCUGCAGAGGUGUUACCUAACUAUUCCAAAUAAGUACCUGCUUAGGGAUAGACAAAAAUCAGAAGAUAUGAUAAAACCACCACUCUCUUACCUAUUUGAAGACAAAACUCAUUCUUCCUUCUCCUCUACUGUCAAAGACAAAGCUGCAAGUGAAUCUAUAAGAGUAAAUCGAAGAUGUAUCAGCGUUGCACCAUCUAGAGAGACAGCUGGUGAAUUGUUAUUAGAUCUUAAUAAGGAAACUGAGUAUAAGGGGCAGGGGACAGAAUACAUGGGGACUGUCUUAAUAGCUGUUCAAUUUUCUAGCCUUCAGGGAGAGUUAGAACCAGCAUCAUUUUCCUGGACAUAUGAGGAAAUUAAAGAAGUUCAUAAGCGUUGGUGGCAACUGAGAGAUAAUGCUGUAGAGAUCUUUUUAACAAAUGGAAGAACCCUGCUGUUAGCAUUUGAUAACACCAAGGUUCGUGAUGAUGUGUACCACAGUAUACUCACAAAUAAUCUCCCAAAUCUUCUGGAAUAUGGUAACAUUACUGCUCUGACAAACCUGUGGUAUGCUGGGCAAAUUACUAAUUUUGAAUAUUUGACUCACUUAAACAAACAUGCUGGCCGAUCCUUCAAUGAUCUCAUGCAGUACCCAGUGUUCCCAUUUAUACUUGCUGAGUAUUUGAGUGAGACACUUGACCUCAAUGAUCCAUCAAUCUAUAGAAAUCUCUGUAAGCCUAUAGCUGUGCAGUAUAAAGAAAAAGAAGAUCGUUAUGUGGACACAUACAAGUACUUAGAGGAGGAAUACCGCAAAGGAGCAAGGGAAGACGACCCCAUGCCUCCUGUGCAGCCCUAUCACUAUGGCUCUCACUACUCCAACAGUGGCACCGUACUCCACUUCCUGGUCAGAAUGCCUCCCUUCACCAAAAUGUUUUUAGCCUAUCAAGAUCAAAGUUUUGACAUUCCAGACAGAACUUUUCAUUCUACAAAUACAACUUGGCGCCUCUCAUCUUUUGAAUCCAUGACUGAUGUGAAAGAACUUAUCCCAGAGUUUUUCUAUCUUCCUGAGUUUUUAGUUAAUCGUGAAGGUUUUGAUUUUGGCGUGCGUCAGAAUGGUGAACGGGUUAAUCAUGUCAACCUUCCUCCUUGGGCACGGAACGAUCCUCGUCUUUUUAUCCUCAUCCACCGACAGGCUCUAGAGUCUGACCACGUGUCCCAGAACAUCUGUCACUGGAUUGACUUGGUGUUUGGGUACAAGCAAAAGGGGAAAGCUUCUGUUCAAGCCAUCAAUGUUUUCCAUCCUGCUACAUAUUUUGGGAUGGAUGUCUCUGCGGUAGAAGAUUCAGUUCAGAGACGAGCACUGGAAACCAUGAUAAAAACCUAUGGGCAGACCCCACGCCAGCUGUUCCACACGGCCCAUGCCAGCAGGCCAGGAGGCAAGCUUAACAUUGAAGGCGAGCUUCCUGCCGCCGUGGGGCUGUUGGUGCAGUUUGCCUUCAGGGAGACCCGAGAACAAGUCAAAGAAAUCACCUAUCCGAGCCCUUUGUCGUGGAUAAAAGGCUUGAAGUGGGGGGAGUAUGUGGGCUCCCCAAGUGCUCCUGUACCUGUGGUCUGCUUCAGCCAGCCUCACGGAGAAAGAUUUGGCUCUCUGCAGGCUCUGCCCACCAGAGCAAUCUGCGGUUUGUCCCGAAAUUUCUGUCUUCUGAUGACCUACAGCAAGGAACAAGGUGUGAGAAGCAUGAACAGUACUGCUAUUCAGUGGUCAGCUAUCCUGAGCUGGGGAUAUGCCGAUAACAUCUUGAGGUUGAAGAGUAAGCAAAGUGAGCCACCAGUGAACUUCAUACAAAGCUCUCAACAGCACCAGGUGACUAGUUGUGCUUGGGUGCCUGACAGUUGCCAGCUCUUUACUGGAAGCAAAUGUGGUGUUAUUACGGCCUACACAAACAGGUUCAGUAGCGGCACGCCAUCAGAGAUAGAAAUGGAGACUCAGAUGCAUCUCUAUGGGCACACAGAAGAGAUAACCAACUUAUUUGUCUGCAAACCAUAUAGUAUAAUGAUAAGCGUAAGCAGAGAUGGAACCUGCAUCGUGUGGGAUUUAAACAGGCUAUGCUAUGUACAAAGUCUGGCAGGACACAAAAGCCCUGUCACAGCCGUCUCUGCCAGUGAAACGUCAGGUGACAUUGCUACUGUGUGUGACUCAGCAGGCGGAGGCAGUGACCUUAGACUCUGGACAGUUAAUGGGGACCUCGUUGGACAUGUCCACUGCAGGGAGAUCAUCUGUUCUGUGGCUUUCUCCAACCAGCCUGAGGGAGUAUCUAUCAAUGUAAUUGCUGGAGGCUUAGAAAGUGGAAUUGUAAGGUUAUGGAGCACCUGGGACUUAAAGCCUGUGAGAGAAAUUACAUUUCCCAAAUCAAAUAAGCCUAUUGUAAGCCUUACAUUUUCCUGUGAUGGCCACCAUUUGUACACAGCCAACAGUGAGGGGACAGUGAUCGCCUGGUGUCGGAAGGACCAGCAGCGUGUGAAGCAUCCCAUGUUCUAUUCCUUCCUCAGCAGCUAUGGAGCUGGGUGACCAUGAGGGGCUGUGUUCUACAGAGUAUGGGACCCAUACUUCAUGAUUCAACUUUGCCAGUGCAGGAGCUGAGCCUGAAGAAAUGGAUGACUGAAACAAACAUCCAAAUAAUAGUAUCUGCUCUUCUGCACAAAAUUCCAAAGGCAUCUCAGGUCCUGAGAGGAAAGUUCUGUCCUAAUUUAGUGAUGAUACAGGAGAUUGUGUCAGUGUGCACCAACCAACAAGCUGCAGGUCUUGCCUGGUAAAUUAAAGUCACAGUCUUAAAGUUUUUCCCACAAAGGUAUUCUAAAGAAAAGAUAAUUUGUCAACCUUUCUCUGUUUUUUUCAAAAGAGCCAGUAGAAUUUAAAUUGGCUAGAUAAUUAUUUACAUAAAAUAUUAUAAAUAUUAUAUUUUAAAAGUUUUCUGCCUUGAGAUACCCCUACCCCCACACACACACACAAACCCAAUAAAGGAAAGAAAAAAAGACAAGAAUUUUCAGGGCUCAAUAAUUGCUUUCUUUGAAAAGCAAACUAUUCAGUAGGUGCCUCUGCACCAAACAUUUUAUGGAAUAUCUGAAUACUAUGAAUGAAUCUAAGCACUAGGCAGUUUUUCCCAGUUGCCUUCUUAGCUCAAAGGAGAACCAGAAUUUUUUUGACAGCCACAAACAAGAAAGCAAAGAAAUCUUUGAUUUCAGACACAUUUUGUUUCUUCAUAAAAAUUUUACUUAAAAUCCACAAAACUAGAUAUUGAAUAUCCUUAGUUGAAUCAGCAAGUUCAGCAAGUUAAUAAGUCUUUCAAUAUCUGCCAAUAACAGUUUCAUUUACAGAGCAUUGAAUGCUUAACCGAUUGCAGUAGAAAGCCUCCACUAUGCAAAAAGAAAUUUUCUUACUCAAAACAAUUUAAAAAGGAGACAGCUUACUGAAUUUUAAACAGAAGACGGAAUAAUUCUUCUAGGAAAUCAUUUCACCUGUUCCUAUUAACCUGUUACGCAUGAGAAUUCUAGGAACACUAGAAAAAUAUAAGUGUACUCCAUGGCAAACCUACACAGUGUAAAGACAGAAUUUCUAAAAAUCUUGAAAUAGUCCAUCUCUGCUAUGCUGUGAUAGCUGUAUUUUUUCUUGGGGUGCUGCUUUAGUGGGUUUGAAAACACUGUAAAAUAGGCUCAGAAAUAUGUUACCACAGGAUAAAAGUAUGUAUUCCUAAGCAUAACUUGUGCGUUUGUUAUGGAAAUUUAAUUCAUAUAAUGUUUAUAGAACUACUUUUAUAACUUCCACACUUUCUACAACAUUCUGCUUAGAAGCUAUAAAAUACAACUGCAAAGUCUCUGCUGUCAAGAUAGGGACCCAGGCAAGCAAGUGGCCACGUGUGCCCCUAACCUUCAGCUGCACACACGUGCUAAGGACCUUACUGGCUGCGUUCGGAUCAUGGUUUGCACCGGCCAGGGAUUAAUUCUGAGGUCCAUGGAACUGCAGAGAUGAGAUUAUUCCUAUUCACGUUGAAGUGAUUUGCUUUGUUUAAAACAAAAUUGCAGCUAUUGUCUAGUUUCCAUUUUUUUACUGAGAACUUUAGUCUCCUAUUAGAAUAGGGUUGCUACUCAGUUUUUUUUAAGGGCUGAAUUUUGUCAUUUAUGGAAAGAGAAAAUAUGCAGAAUAACUGGUCUUGUUAACAGUGCAAUAUUCUAUUUUUAUGUAAAAAUAAAAAUUUGAGGGAAUUAUUUAUUCAGCAUGAAACCUAAUAUGUAUAUGUUGAAAACACUUCAUAAUGUGCAUGUCAUAGCAAACAUUCCUAUAAAUUAUCACAAGCUCUGUUACCUUUGUAUACAUUGCCACUUCAAUUUGGAAAUAAAUUUCAUAAAAACAGG